UACAUCUUAUAUUGAGAAAGUUCAUGAAUUACUCACGUGUACAUGACAUUGCGCUACAUCAGGUUAACCGCUUGUCAUCUCUCAUCAUCAGGGUGUCAGUUUUAAUGUCAUUUACCUGAGUUAGAGCAACUCUUUUAGCAGAAAGUACAAUCAACAUGACAACGAAGAAAGGUAAGGUACUGACCAAGGGAGCGAAGCAAAUAAAGGAGGAGAAUGCUUCCACGUUGAGCUUCUACACUUACAUGGCCCUAGGCGCAAUGGGAAUUUACUUUGCCGUAACAAUGAUGCUGUUUGAGUUAACUGCACUGACGAUAAUAAUAAUGGUGUUUUCUACAAUUGUAUAUAUAGGAAGCUAUCAAUUCAUGUCCUAUAUGGCUCGCACUACAUAUUCAGAAUCCGGCCAACUCCUGGACUGUGGUGUUGAUCUCAAUAUGGAAGGUGGUAUAGCGGAACAUGUCAAGGAUUUAAUCAUACUGACAUCGGGAAUACAAAUCCUGUCUCUCAUUUCAAACUACUUCUGGCUGUUGUGGCUUUUGGUACCACUGAGAGGAAGCUGGAUGCUUUGGAAGCAAAUCUUGGCUCCAUGGUUUUUCGCUCAGCCGCAAGAACAGCCCGAGAUAAGCGAAAAAAAACAACGCAAGUUGGAAAAAAAAAUGGCGAGACGGCACUAAUGAAAUUACCAAAAGUUGUCGCAGUGCAAUACGACGAUUGUACAAUAAUUGAUUCAAUCGGGAAUUGGAGAGUAAGUUUGAGAAACCGGGAAGAUAGGAAGGUUAAAACAGACUCUCCUAUGGAUGCUCAGGAUAUCAAAAAUUGUUAUAACAGAAUACAAUUUGAAAUCGAAUGAAACUUUGGGAUUUGCGCAAUUUUACGAGACAAAUUAAUUUUAAAAAAAAAGUUUUACAAAAUUCAAAAGAAUCGUGAACUGGGAGAAGGGGACAGAUGGAGGGAGAUAGAUUUUGUUCUUACUGGAGCAUUCCGUAUAAUUAUUUCUCGAUAGACUAUCUCGAUGUGUGGUCUCAAAAUUAGAAGGAUUGAACACACGUUCUUUUCUUAUUUAGUAAUGUCUACGGACUUAUUCCUAUAUAAGUCGAAGACGAUGCUAAAUAAUCAUUAGGACUUAAUAAAUGUAAUAAAAAUGUAUUAAUAUAUUUAUUUGAACACAAGAAUAUUAUAUAUUUAUUAUAUAUUAAUAUUUUAAUAGCUACUCUUUCUAUUAUCUUUGGCUUAUAUUUAUAGGAAUAAAACCGUAGAAGUCUAGAUAAAAAGUAUCUCGGCGCUUUCAUUUCUACUUGUCUAACUUCGUUAGUUAUAAUGCUAACAUGAACGGUGUUUUGUAAUUAUAAUGAUAACGGCAACGGAUACUACGGCAAUGUGCGUGCGAGGAUUUGAAUAUAAUGUUAAUAAAGUGGUGAACAGGUGCCUUCACGAAAACGGAGAGAUAACAAUAUCAAAACGCGCGUUCAAAAAAUAUCAAUAAAUGAAAGUCGAACAAGGUAAUAGAUAUAAUGAUAUUUAUGUAUAUUGUAACUUUGAAAGUUCAAUCGUUCUCCUUCCGAUAUAAAUGAAAAUCCGAUUCAAAACAGAUUAUCAUUAAUCUAAGGAAUGUAUAUAUUACAAUUACAUUAUUAUUCAACGACGUCACGUAAAUAUAAAUCAUUAUUUAUUAGAUUCUGAAAGUGACAAACUGACGCAUCACAGUAUUGCAUUUAAAUCUAAUGUUAUAUACAUGUAUAUAUAUAGUAUAUAUAUAGUACAUAUCUUUGUAUGGGAAUGUGGACAUUUAUAGGAAUUAACAAUGUUUCGAUCGACUUUGUAUAAACGGCGUUAUAGUUGUUUUUUUAUAAUAAUUGUUGAACUCUUUGUAUAUAUUGGUCGUGAAAUGCUUAUAAUGUGCAAAGAGUCUCUUUAAAAUUAGGCCAACAUUUGUACUUCUCAUCUAACGUUAAACAUGUCCGUUUAAUUCACAGCUUUCGUUUUGGCUUUCACAUAUGAACGCCUCUGUUCAGUGAAAAAUUCGCGAUUUGUUUUUAUAAAUUAAAACUUAUCUAAUUAGAGAGUCAAACCGAAUUCAUUCUGUCAGUGUAAUUACAUUAUCCAAUUAACUCGGCAAAUUUUUCCUGAGAAAAAAGAACCGGCAGUCGAAAGAUCAUGUAGGAUUAGCAGAAAAUGUUCAGAAAGAUACAGUUUGCUUCUUCUACAAAAAAAAAA
Molecule: messenger RNA, 2211 nt
Organism: Formica exsecta
Lineage: Eukaryota; Metazoa; Arthropoda; Insecta; Hymenoptera; Formicidae
Product: transmembrane protein 208
Exons: 5
Coding region: 156-671 (171 amino acids)
Biological process (GO): vacuolar protein processing
Cellular component (GO): intracellular membrane-bounded organelle
Source: RefSeq, a predicted model, not a curated record